Carcharodon carcharias (great white shark) is the source of this 993-nucleotide messenger RNA. RefSeq names its product mu-type opioid receptor-like. Gene Ontology annotation, biological process: positive regulation of Rho protein signal transduction; phospholipase C-activating G protein-coupled receptor signaling pathway. The record is from RefSeq and is a predicted model, not a curated record. Gene Ontology annotation, cellular component: membrane. The transcript has a single exon. Gene Ontology annotation, molecular function: G protein-coupled receptor activity. Bases 1 to 993 code for a protein of 330 amino acids. Lineage: Eukaryota; Metazoa; Chordata; Chondrichthyes; Lamniformes; Lamnidae.
AUGGCUCUUUUUGAGAUCUGGAACGUAACCGUCACCGGAACUUUGUUGGAGAUCAACUCAACUAUUCAGAAUGGAAAUACUAGCCUUGGAGCCUCGAUGGGCAACGUCGAGGAUUUCACUUUCAUGAUCCAUGUGCUUGUCAUUACCAUUUUUCUUGGCCCAUGCUUCCUAUUGGGUAUCACUGCGAACUCUGUUGCACUAUGGCAUAUCAAAGGAAAGAAAAUCUCAUCGCCCACUGAUGUCCUCCUUCUGGACUUAAUCAUCAUGAACAUUUUUAUAAUUCUGGCGUCUGCGAUUGCCAUUCUGAAAAUUAUGCAAUCAUUUAUUUCAGUACAACUAGUUGAUUAUUUCGUCGUUAGCACGAACAUAUUCAGCCUUUAUGGCAGCCCGGUCUUCAUGACCUGCAUUGCUGUUGACCAGUACAUCGCUGUUGUUCACCCCAUUAAGUUUCAUGCCUGGAGAAAGCCGAAAUAUUACGUUUUUCUGUCAGUAGCAGCUUGGCUGACUAUGUUAAUCCUGAGCUUGGUGGUCUUUUUCCUUGCAAGAGGCCAGUUGGACAACUCAAUUACAUGCAGUGCUCAGGUUUCAGCCUGGGAGCAGGACCUGGUCCUUAAACUGUGCCCAGAAAUGGUGGUGUUUUUCAUCCCAAUCCUAAUCCUUUUGACCUGCUAUGCCCUGAGUGCAAAUAAACUGAGUGAAGUGGGAACUGGGAAGGAAUCUAUGGAAAUGAUGAAGAAGAAAGUGCGGAGAACCAUUUGGGCGAUAUUGGCUCUUCUGCUUAUCUGUGUUGCCCCAUAUCACGUCACUGAAAUGUCUUUUAUUCUGAAGAGCCUGCUGGAUCCCACAAAGGAAACCGUGAGGUGGUACAUUUGUAAUGUUCGUCCGUAUACCUGGGCCAUCAGUUUUCUGAAUACCGUCCUCAAUCCCCUGCUCUACAUUUUCAGGUCCAAAAAUUUUCAAUGGAAGGCGGGUUGCUGUAGAGCACGCCAGUAA